Molecule: messenger RNA, 2229 nt
Organism: Nothoprocta perdicaria
Lineage: Eukaryota; Metazoa; Chordata; Aves; Tinamiformes; Tinamidae
Gene: ZC3H4
Product: zinc finger CCCH-type containing 4
Exons: 13
Coding region: 1-2229 (742 amino acids)
Biological process (GO): negative regulation of DNA-templated transcription
Cellular component (GO): nucleus
Molecular function (GO): RNA binding
Source: RefSeq, a predicted model, not a curated record
AUGGGCUUGGAACGGGCGGAAAACGGGAGCUGCUUCCGAGGCCUCCGGCUUUGGAACUUUGCGGUGGAUUUACUCCUCCGGAGCGGCUCGGGCAGCGGCCGUGACCGUGUCCGUGUGCUCCCUAGGGAGGAUGGCGAGCUGGAGGAGGGCGAGCUGGAGGACGACGGCGGCGAGGAGCCCCCGGCCGCCUCCGAGCCCCGCGAGCGGAGCCGCAGGGACAGGGGCGAGAAGCACCACAGCGACUCGGACGACGACAAGUCCCACCGGCGCCUGAAGCGCAAGCGGAGGAAGGAGAGGGAGAAGGAGAAGCGGCGGGCCAAAAAGAAGAGGAAAUCCAAGCACAAGCGCCAUGCCUCCUCCAGCGACGACUUCUCCGACUACAGCGACGACUCGGACUUCAGCCCUGCUGAGAAGGGCCACCGAAAGUACCGGGAAUACAGCCCUCCCUACUCCUCCUCCCACCAGCAGUACCCGCCCUCGCACGGCGCCCCGGCGCCCAAGAAGAGCUACUCGAAAAUGGAGAGCAAGAGCUACGGCAUGUACGAGGACUACGAGAACGAGGAGUACGGGCAGUACGAGGCGGAGGAGGACGAGGACAUGGCCAAGGAGGAGUACGACGACUUCGCCAAGGAGCUCAGCCAGUACCGGCGAGCGAAGGAGGGCUCGCACCGGGGCCGAGGUGGCCGUGGCCGGGGCCGUGGGUACCGCGGCCGCGGCGGCAGGGGCGGCAUGAGAGGCGGCCGCGGGCUGGGCCGAGGGAACCGGGGCAGGGGCAGGGGCGAGCACCCGGAGGAAGAGGAGGACAUGUACGAGGAAGAGCUGGAGCCCUACGGCGACCCCGAGGAGCCCCUGGGCGACGACGACUACGACGACUACUCGAAGGAGCUCAGCCAGUACCGGCGCAGCAAGGAGAGCCGAGGCCGAGGCAUGAACCGAGGGCGCGGGCGAGGGCCCCGAGGACGAGGCAACAAAAUGGGCAGGGGCCGAGGACGAGGCGGCAACAGAAGCGGGAUGGGGAAAGGCGGCGGCAUGAACGAGGACGACGAUUACUACGAAGAGGACAUGGGCGAUGGAGGCGGCGGCGGAAGUUACAGGCGGAACGACCACGACAAAUCCCACCAGCAGUCCGACAAGAAGGGGAAGGUGAUCUGCAAGUACUUCGUGGAAGGCAGGUGUACCUGGCCGCUGCCGCCGCCCAUGCACGAGCCGCUGUCGCCGCAGCAGCUGCGCGAGCAGCAGGACAUGUACAAGAAGAUCCCGUCGCUCUUCGAGAUCGUCGUGCGGCCCACGGGGCAGCUGGCCGAGAAGCUGGGCGUGAGGUUCCCUGGGCCGGGAGGCCCCCCCGGGCCCAUGCCUGGACCCAUGCACCCCGACAUGCACCCGGACAUGCACCCGGACAUGCACCCCGACAUGCACCCCGACAUGCACCCUGACAUGCACCCCGACAUGCACCCGGACAUGCACCCGGACAUGCACCCCGACAUGCACCCCGACAUGCCCAUGGGCCCCGGCAUGAAUCCCGGGCCUCCCAUGGGCCCCGGACCACCGCUGAUGCCCUACGGUCCGGACGACUCGCCGCACUCGGGAAUGAUGCCGCCGGGGCCGCCCGCGCCGGGCUUCUACGAUGACUUCUACCCGCCGCAGGAAGCGCUCGACAUGGAUCCCGGCAUGAUGGGGGAGCCAGGUAGCGCCCGCCACUACGGCGCCUACGAGGCCGCGGAGGGCCCGCCGGGCGAGCACGCGUUCGCCGAGGCGGCCCUGGAGCACGAGGCGCUGGGCGAGGGCGGCGCGCCGGGGCUGCGCAAGGCGCCCGGCGCCCUCCCCGAUUUCCUGCCCUCGGCGCAGAGAGCCCUGUACCUGCGGAUCCAGCACAAGCAGCACGAGGAGGAGGAGCGGGCGCGCAGGCUGGCCGAGAGCAGCAAGCAGGAGCGGGAGCACGAGGAAGGGGACACCGGCAACUGGUACUCGAGCGACGAGGACGACGGCGGCAGCAGCGUCACCUCCAUCCUGAAGACGCUGCGGCAGCAGAGCUCGGGCCGGCCGCACCCCGGCGUGCACAACCUGCCCGUGCCGCCCGUCUACGGGCUGGUGAAGCAGGCGCCCAAGGCGGGCGCGGGCAGCCCCUUCGGCGGCAGCAGCCCCGCGCGCGACGCCGAGCCGCAGGACGCCGCCUCGCUCAAGGACGUCUUCAAGGGCUUCGACCCCACCGCCUCGCCCUUCUGCCAGUAG